AUGGAGAAGUGCCCCGACGGCACCUACUUGUACACACCACCCAAUUCCAAAGUCUUUCAUCCUGGCUCUUGCGGCUACUUCGACGAUGACGGACUCUGGAGAUUGAUUACUGAUCUUGCGGACAUCAAAGACCCUGACUACCAACCCCCCAGCAAGCCGCUCGUUCUGGCGGACCCGACAACGUGCACAUGGAAGAAACAGCUUUCGGAGAAUCACGAGGGUCGCGGCUUUGGCGGCAAAGCAGAGGUGUCCGGAAUUGCUGCUCAAGCACCUGUGGAUGUGGGAGCCAAUUUCGAAAUAGGAAGCACUGCGAACCUUCGCGCAGGCGUGGCAGUAUCUCCACACGUGAUACACCACUAUCUCAAUACCAAGGCGCUCGGUAUCAUUAUGAAAUGGAUCGAAGAUAAUAUGACAGCUAUGAUCGGUAACCAUCCUCAACAAAUCAAGGACUAUGGCGUCUGGGUCGUCAUGGACACAUGGGUGACGGAGGAGUGCGAUAUUGCCAUGUGGAACAAGACGGGCAGUACGACUGAUCUCGGAGCCGAACUCGGGGCGACAAAUAUCGGCAAACUCGGACUCACUACUUCGCGCGACUCCCAGAGCGAUAUGAACCAGCACAGAAUAUACAAUAAAUUGAAGCAAAGGAAGCCGACUGAUGGUUACCUGCGCACUAUGGCGCCGGCUGCCAUGGAAACGAUGCCAUAUAGAGAUGAGGAUGGGAACCUUCGUAAAGAAGGGAAGCUCGUCAACGAGAAGGGACAGUUUAUCGACGAGGAUGGGAAUGUUGUCGACAAGAAAGGGAGAUUUAUUAAUGAGGAGGGAGGGCUUAUCGACAAGGAUGGGAACCUGGUUGACGAGAAUGGGAGACUCAUCAACGAGGAGGGGGACCUUAUCGACAAAGAUGGGAACCUCGUCGACGAGGAUGGAAACAUCCUUGACAAGGAAGGGUAUCCCCUCGACAAGGACGGGAGUCGUUUGCCCGAUGGGAUGGUUUGGGAUAUUGACUUCGUCGGAUUUGGCAAGGACACCACCGGAGCCCAACAGGCGUAA
Messenger RNA from Alternaria hordeiaustralica, 1050 nucleotides. RefSeq lists its product as uncharacterized. The coding region runs from base 1 to 1050 and encodes 349 amino acids. The transcript is spliced from 2 exons. Lineage: Eukaryota; Fungi; Ascomycota; Dothideomycetes; Pleosporales; Pleosporaceae. The record is from RefSeq and is a predicted model, not a curated record.